This is a messenger RNA of Penaeus monodon (black tiger shrimp), 868 nucleotides long. RefSeq names its product DNA mismatch repair protein Mlh3-like. Gene Ontology annotation, cellular component: mismatch repair complex. The transcript has 4 exons. Bases 131 to 868 code for a protein of 245 amino acids. The record is from RefSeq and is a predicted model, not a curated record. Gene Ontology annotation, biological process: mismatch repair. Gene Ontology annotation, molecular function: ATP hydrolysis activity; ATP-dependent DNA damage sensor activity. Lineage: Eukaryota; Metazoa; Arthropoda; Malacostraca; Decapoda; Penaeidae.
UUUGUUUACAAAUGGCUUUUCAUGUACAACUUCUGCAAUGUCAAGUUUUCUGCGGUCCUAGAUAGCUCUUCUGCCAUUAAAUUUCUAUUCUCACUGAAAAAAAGUACAAAACAACAACUAGGACUGAAACAUGUCAGGAAAGAUUCUUCCAUUGUCUGAGUCUGUACGCUCAAAGCUGCGUUCAGGCAUCACAAUCACCUCUGUUGCCCAGUGUGUUGAAGAAAUGGUAUUGAACAGCAUUGAUGCCAAUGCCACAUGCAUUGCCAUUCGAAUCGACCCAACCAUUUUUCGAAUCCAGGUUGUUGACAAUGGUGAUGGUGUCACAGAAGAGAAUCUAAAAUUGUUAGGUAAAAGACAUGCCACAAGCAAAUGCCAUAGCUUGGAAGAUCUUAAUUCCAACCUGGGGCAUUAUGGCUUCCGAGGAGAGGCCUUGGCCAGUCUGGUGGAAGUGGCUGCCAUGUGGACAUCACCACACGACACGGGGAACAGUGCAAACACUGACCAAGAUUUUGCCUAUGGCAAAGAGAAGUCCAUCAGUGUUGCUAAAGUACCCAGGCCAAGUAUUGGAACCACAAUAACUGUCCAAGAUUUUAUGUACAACAUGCCUGUCCGGCGAAAGUUGAUGAAGGAGGCAAUUGACAUUGAGAACAUAAGAGUACGAUUGGAAAGCUUUGCCCUCAUAAAAAUAUCACUUAGUCUAAGAAAUGACAUUGGCCAGUCAAAGGUGAUGCAUACUAAUAAAUCAAACUCUACUUUGUCAACAUUCAUGCAGCUGUUUGGUUUGGAGAAGUCUCAGGGUCUAGUAGAGGUUGAACAUAUUGUUGAUCAGUUUACAGUUACAGGUUACAUCAGUGUCCAGCCACACUGA